Molecule: messenger RNA, 1437 nt
Organism: Vanrija pseudolonga
Lineage: Eukaryota; Fungi; Basidiomycota; Tremellomycetes; Trichosporonales; Trichosporonaceae
Exons: 5
Coding region: 1-1437 (478 amino acids)
Source: RefSeq, a predicted model, not a curated record
AUGUCGCACCGGACGCCGUCCACGAUCCUGACCAAGUUCUCGGCGACGAUGCAGCGCCAGCCGAGCUUGGGCGAGACGAUCCACGACGAUAAGGACUUCAAGAGCGGCGACUUUACACUCAUCAGCUCGAACAAUAUCCGCUUUCGCGUCGACUCGGUCUACCUCUUUGCCGCGAGCCCCAUCUUCCGCGAUGCCCAGGCGGUCAGCAACCCAGACGACAAGCUGGUACACUUCACCGACGAGUCGGAGAACGACGCGACGAUCACGACUUUCCUGACGCUCGUGACCGAGGCCAAGCUCGUGCUGUUCUACAAGGAGCCCCUGCGUAUCUGCCAGCACCUGUCCGACUGCGUCGCGUUUCUGCGAAAGCACGAGUGUUUCGCGACGCUGCGUGUCCUGAUCAAGGCGUUCAUCGUCGACUUCCUCAUGCGCGAGGACCUCGACUACUCGGUCCCUGGACUGCUCCUCGGCGCGCUCGUCAACGACCCUGACAUCUGCGUCAAGGCGAUCAACAUGCACUGCACCAAGGUCGAGGCGGGGGCAGCAGCAAAGGCCCGUCGCCGCAGCACCACACGCGACUGGGGCCGUGCGGACGCCGAGGACAACCCGCCCUCGACGCCCCGUGUGAGCGAGUUUGGCGAAAACGACCUCCUCCCAGCCAACAUGCCCCUCUUGAUCCACCAGCUCUUCCCCAUGAGCUAUGUCUGGGUCCUAUCGCGCAGCUGGGUCGAGUGCGGGUGCGACUAUGCCCUGUGGGGCCGCAGCUUUGAGAAGCUCGCCAAGAAGAUUAUCGCGCCCGACCCACCACCUGAGCUGGACCUCUGCCACGACACUGGCGACUUCACGCUCAUCAGCUCGGAUAACUUUGAGUUCCGCAUCGACUCGUUCCACCUCUUCGCCGCGAGCGCAGUGUUCCGCAACGCGGCCCAACUGGACAAUGGUGGCGCCAAGGUGGUCCACCUGACGAGCGACUUUGAAGACAGCGACACCGUGCGCACCUUCUUGACGCUCAUCAGCGAAGGGUACAUCGACGACAUCGCGGAUGACUUCGAGGACCGCUGCAAGCGGCUCUUUGAUCUCGUGCAAUUCAUCAAAAAGUACGAGUGCCACUCGACUCUGAUGGCCCUCCUCAACGCCUUCCACCGCCAGUACCUCUCCGAAUUGUACAACGACAACACCCACACCGCACUGGUACUCGGUGCCAUCGCAGAGGACCCACAGUUCUGCGCCCAGGCAAUGGCCAUGUACCAACUCCUCGAGCACUUUCACUUCCCACAGAGGGAGCAGAGAGAGUCGAAUCACCUCUUGCCAGUGAACCUGCCUUACAAGGUGGUGCAACUCAUGCCGCCGGUCUACACUUGGGCUCUGGCGCGCUCGUGGAUCGACUGCAAGUACAACGUUGGGGAUCACUUCACCCGCAUAGAUGUAUCCGAUUAG